CUUAUAUUCAUUAAUCUCAAUUACAAUUCCAUGAUUUCUAAUCCUCUAAAUCAAUGACAAUCAAAUUUGAUCAUGAUUAUGCAAUUAAAAUUAAAAUAAAAUAAAAAUAUAUAUAUGAAGAAGCUCAUGGCAUUAGGUGAACAGGGUAGAACCUGCAUGUCAUCCACAAGAGACCUCUUCUUGGGCUUGACUGUGUCUUCUACUACUUUCACUAACCCUUUUAGUACAACAACAACUACUACGACCUCUCUCUCUCUUUCUCUCCAAGCAACUACUAUAUAUAUAUAUAUAUAUAUAUGUGGGCAACUUAUAUAAGUAAAAUUAACUUAGCAGAAAGUUUAUUAUAGGCCACAAAAUGGCAUUGUUCUUCCUAACUUUCUAUUUACUGAUGCUAAAGAUUUCAGUUAGUUGGUCAGCAGAGGCAGAAGUGACAAACACAUUGAACAAAGCAUGCAUCGAUGGUGGGAGCUUCCUUCUGAGGAUCGGGGCAUACAGAGACAGCUGCCCGGAGGCAGAAACCAUUAUCUUCUCAUGGGUGGAAAGGGCUGUCACUGAGGACCCUAGAAUGCCUGCUUCACUGCUUCGUCUCCAUUUCCAUGAUUGCUUUGUCAAUGGAUGUGAUGCAUCAGUGUUGUUGGAUGACACACCAAAUUUUGUAGGCGAAAAAACUGCAGCACCAAACCUGAAUUCACUGAGAGGGUUCGAAAUGAUCGAUGCAAUUAAAUCUGAUCUUGAAUCUGUUUGUCCUGAGACUGUCUCUUGUGCUGAUAUACUCGCUAUUGUAGCCAGAGACUCGGUUGUUCUGUCAGGAGGGCCAGUUUGGGAAGUCCAGAUGGGGAGGAGAGACAGCUUGACUGCUAGCAAAGCAGCAGCAAACAACAACAUUCCAGGGCCUAAUUCCGACGUAGCCACACUAGUGGCCAAGUUCCAAAAUGUUGGCCUUACACUUAGUGACAUGGUCACCCUCUCAGGGGCGCACACGAUGGGAAAAGCUCGAUGCUCCACUUUCAGCUCUAGGCUGAAUGGUAACAGCAACUCAAACAGCCCAGACAUCAAUGUGGACUUCCUGCAGUCACUCCAGCAGCUAUGUGCAGAACCAAACAGCAACACAACACUAGCACAUCUUGAUCUUGUGACCCCAUCCACGUUCGAUAACCAGUACUAUGUUAACCUAAUUUCUGGGGAGGGAUUACUCGUUUCUGACCAGGCCCUUGUCACUGGAGAUGACCAAACACGAGGAAUCGUCCAAUCUUACGCAGAUGAUCCAACAACUUUCUUUGAGGAGUUUACAAAGUCUAUGCUGAAAAUGGGAAGUUUGGGACCGCUGACUGGAGAGAACGGUCAAAUCCGCAAAAACUGUAGGAUUAUCAAUCAGUUUUAGCUCUUUGAAGACAUCUGGAAGCUUAAUUUCU
Molecule: messenger RNA, 1412 nt
Organism: Camellia sinensis
Lineage: Eukaryota; Viridiplantae; Streptophyta; Magnoliopsida; Ericales; Theaceae
Product: peroxidase superfamily protein
Biological process (GO): hydrogen peroxide catabolic process; response to oxidative stress
Molecular function (GO): heme binding; peroxidase activity
Source: RefSeq, a predicted model, not a curated record